Mycetomoellerius zeteki is the source of this 2883-nucleotide messenger RNA. RefSeq names its product hemicentin-2. The transcript is spliced from 6 exons. The record is from RefSeq and is a predicted model, not a curated record. Gene Ontology annotation, molecular function: cell adhesion molecule binding. The coding region runs from base 702 to 2783 and encodes 693 amino acids. Gene Ontology annotation, biological process: cell-cell adhesion. Gene Ontology annotation, cellular component: cell-cell junction; plasma membrane. Lineage: Eukaryota; Metazoa; Arthropoda; Insecta; Hymenoptera; Formicidae.
AUUCGUGUUCUUCCGUUAACAUCGUUUUCGCCGCGAGCCGAGGCGAUAGUUCUAGUGAAAGCUUGAGAUCAUUUCGAUCGCCCCGCGGACUUUCGCGCUGUUAGGCGCGGUAAUAAAAUGCGAAUCUCGGGCAUGCUCGCGCCGCUUCAACGGAUUUCCGAACGGGAGACUCGCGAGUGAAGGUUCCGUGAUUACGAGUGAUUUGCCCCGAUCGAUCGUCGAUGGCGAAAUCCGCGGCAGAGAAUGGUGCGUUUAUCUGCGAGCGCGAUCUAUGACUUGGCGAACGUAUAGCGCGGGUGUGUGUUACGGAUCUGUAUUGCGAAUUGUGUUUGAUCUUCGACCGCGUGCACGUGUUCCUUCACGUGUUGCCGCUCCGAUUAUUUUCUGCGAAGGAUACAAGUCAAAGGAAUCCCUGCAGCUUUAAGUAUCCUGCACGAAAUUCUACCUACAGAAUCCUUACAUUCGAGUGUAUAAUCCCCACAAAUAUUCGACCUGCGUAUUUUAAGAUGCCCCGAUUUAUAAGCCAUCGGAUUAUCAGUCUGUUCACGCGAUAAAUCCCCAAGCGUUCUCUAAAUCCGUGAGUCUUUCGAUUCGCACGAUCCGCACAUUGGAAGACAACCAACCCUUGGACGAAUCUUUUUCCCGACAGUCGCUGAAGAUGCCUUGAUCGAGUCGAUUGCGAGUUUUCUGGUCCCGCAAAGAUGACGUCCGAUCGCUCUAUCUGUUUGCCAGUGUUCCUCUUCAUUAUCUGCAUUUCUCGCACCUUUGUUUUGGGCGAACAACAAUUUCUGGAGAAACCGCUACCCUACCAGGAAGUAUCGUCCGGCGAUGACGUGAAGCUACGUUGCAUAGUACAGAACAAGGGUGGCCAGUGCAUCUGGCAGAAGGACCGGAGACCGGUGGGCAUACAACCAGACAAGUACGAGUGGGCGAACAGCCGCGGCAGCGGCGACUGCACCCUUGUGAUAAGACGAGCCAAUUUAUAUUUUGACGAUGGCUUCUGGGAAUGCCAAGUUACUUCCAGCGACUUUACCCGCCAAGACGCACUCUCAUCCGAGCAGUCGAGAUUGCUCGUAAAGGUAAAACCUAAAGAACCUCAAUUGGAAUACGGGGGGGCCAUUUUGGGCGCCACCCUAACGCUGCAGGAGGGGCAGGAAGUAAUGAUUUCCUGCGUUUCAAAAUACGGAAACCCACCCGCCGUUAUCAAGUGGUUCAUAGGGAACAAGGAGGAGAAAUCUUACACGUCGCAAAGCAACGCAACGGAGGUGGAUAAUCCGAAAACCUGGGCAGCUCAUAGUUUUCUACGGGUGCGUGGUCGAAGGGAGAAUCACGGUCUGCCGAUCCGAUGUGUGGCCAUGCAUCCGACAAGCUUAACACCGAUGAGCACAGAGACGCGACUGGAUGUUCAUUAUUCGCCGGAAGUGCGACUCGAGAUGGGUCCGCAGCCGCUUAUGACCGCUCCGGAGGAUUCGGUGAGUUUCUUGAACCUGAAGUGCCUGGCGGACGCUAAUCCAGUCCCAAGCAUCAAGUGGUUCAAAGACUCGGUGCCGCUCGACCGCUUGUUAAUCGAUGCCACAUCUUCGCCGUCACCGUCGCUAACACAAGGCAAAACGACAGAGCUGAACGACACCGUGUGGAGUGCCAAAUUGCACUUCGAGCCGGUCACGAGGAAUGACGCCGGCCUGUACUCGUGCAAAGCGAUGAACAAUGUCGGUGAAAGCGCUCCCGCGAGUUACAGGCUCGAUGUCCAAUAUGGACCGAAGGAGAAGAGCAAAGACGGAAACGUCACGUCCAUGAACGUGGAAGAUAUGGCGUUGUUGAGUUCCGCCGUGGCCCCCUUUGAAUGCUCCGAGUUCGAAGCUAAUCCGUCCCCUCAAUACAGAUGGGUGCAUCUUCGCGGUAGCUUGGCAGAGCCGAUCGAGAAUCGCGUGCAGAACAAGGGCGGUGGGCGACGCCUCCACCUCGAGAACAUCAUGUGGUCCGACGAGGGAGAAUACCGUUGCAUUGCCUUCAACACAAUCAACGGUGUUAAACGAGAGACCUCCAGUAACAUACGCUACGUGCUGCACGUGACUGGACCGCCGGAGAUUCAGGUCAAACCAUUGCUAGGCGAGAACCUCUUCGAGUCCGUUGGAUGGGCCGGAGAACCCGUGCACAGACUCAAGUUCCGAUUUUGCUCGCGACCGCCACCGAAACUGGUCGCUUGGCAGUGGGGCAGUUCUCACCUUCGAGCCGGAGAGAGUAUUAAUCCAAAGUACGAUGCUCUACCGUUGGAACCCAUCAUCGAAAACAAAAUGGUGACCAACUGUUACUGGGCCAAGCUGGAAAUCAAGAAUUUGCGAAAGGAGGAUGCUCGGAUGUACAUUUUGUUAGUGGAGAGCGAGAAGGGUCGGGACUCAACGAACAUCAAAUUGAUAGUGAGAGACCCCACGGAGAUGCGCGUAAUAGCCGCGGCCGUGGCGGUCGGCCUGUUGUUCCUGUUGCUGUUGAUCUCCAUCAGCGUAUACUCGCUGCUGAGGAUGCGACGUGGACGAUACCGGCAGAAGGUGGAGGAAGAGGGCAGCAUCGCGGCAGAUGCACUUUAUAGUAACGGUGCAUCGAUGGAUCAACAAAAGUCCAUCAAUUCGUCCCACGCAAAGACCUUCGCGAGAAAGUCCAGCUUAGACGACAGCCAGGGCGUAUAUGAUUACAGUCGCAUCGCGAAACAGACGCGUGCCAUGAGCCCAGAAGCGCUGAAGGUCAGAAGAGCACCGGCAGUCUUGCAACCGCCCACUAUCGUGUGAAAUAUACGAUCUCCAUCUCUUUCAUUGAUACCGAGUCCCCUCUCCUCAUCGUUCGAAUCCUAUUCUUUCUAACAAUAAGAUCUACUUUUUAUUGUGCAUU